AUGGCCGCCGCCGGCGGGGAUGCGCUCCGCGCUCUGCUCCGCGCCGCCAACGCCCUCCUGCAGCAGCGCCGCUACCACGCCGCGCUCGCCGUCCUCAAGGGCUUUCGCAACGGGGCCGUUUAUGGGGCAAAAAUUCGUGCCCCGCAUGCCCUGGUGAUGACUUUCCUGUUCAAGAGUGGAAGUUUAAGAGAGAAAUUGAAAUCGAUUGCUCAGGCUACGUACACUCAUUCCCGGAACUUGGCCUAUUUUGUGUUCACCUACAAGGGGCUGAUGGCAUUGCAGUCCCGACUACAGGGGAAAAAAAUUCCAUUUCAUUCUUUCUUUGCAGCCUGCAUUGGAGGUUGGCUAGUGUUUGGUGAGAACAAUCCCAUCAACAGCCAGAUCAUUAUGUACCUGCUGUCUCGCAUCCUGUUCGGCUUGUCUCGGCUGGCGGUGGAAAAGGGCUAUGUCCCGCAGCCAAAGCAGGAUCCUUUUCCCCUUGUCGCUGCUCUGAUAUGGGGGACAGUUCUCUGGCUCUUUGAAUACCACCGGCAAACUCUGCAGCCUUCUCUGCAGUCCUCCAUGACCUACCUGUAUGAUGACAGUAAUGUAUGGCAUGACAUUUCUGACUUUCUCAUUUAUAACAAAAGGACAGACAGCAAGUAGGUGGUUCAUUGUAAAACACAUUUGAAUGGGAUGGUACCUUCCAGCAGCUAAAGGAAAAGGUUAUUCUGUUGCUCUUGACUGGCGAUUUUUUUUAAAUUAACAUCUAUCAGGCACAGUUGCUUUCUGUGUCCUGACCAAAAUGUUCUGAUCAGUCUUCUCUUGGCUCUGUUUAGAGCAAGUAAAUACCCCACAGAAUCUUGUUGCAGUCCUCAGUGAGAGUAAAAUGCCUUGGGAAUCUUGAGUUAAAAUAAGUCUUUUUUUAAAAGAGGCCUUAUUUUGCCUACAGGUAUGUGUUUUUAUUUUUUAAAGAGCCAAAUAUACUUAUAAAAUGACAGCCUGACAGUAAGUGGAGAGUAUGUCUAAUCAUGAAAAAAUGUUCUAGGGAUUGUCUGAAUGCUCGCAAGACAGACGUGUUUUUCUGUGCUGCUGUGCUUACCGUAGUGUGAUGGGAGUGGGGGACCUGCUCAGGUCUGAAAGCAGGGACAUAAUUUCUUGAUUUAUGCGGAUGACUGGAAAUCUUCUUUAAACUAUUACAUGGACAGUUGUGUGCUCCUUAAGAGUGUUUCUCUGCAGUUUUUCCCUCAGGGAGACAAUAAGAUGUUUGAGAAUAAAACUGUUAAGAUUGUCUGGUGGAAGGCUGGUAAAUCAGGUUUGGAAGGAUGAUUUGUGCUCAGUUUCUUUCAUGCACUUGGGCUGAACCGGUCCCUCUGCAGAGUGCACUAAUUAAUACCCUGUAAUUAUUUUAAACUUAUUUGUAAAGUUUUUAAAACCUUUGAACUAAAUAUCAAAAACCGUUACGCAACUCGGACUCCCUUGAAAACAUGCUGGGGUGCAUUGCACGCCCUCAGAUACCACACUGGGUACUUUAUAUGUAGAAGCUAGCAACACUUUCAACAAGCACUUUUAUUUUGGUGGAAGAUAAGCACAUGGGUUUCUCUUAGGUCCAGAAUCUAUCCUCUGCAGCAGUGACAUGUGUUAGCUGUAAUCAAACUUGAAUAUACCUGUGGUUUGUGCAGGCAUGUUGCUGAGCCAGGUUGAGGCCACGGAUGGAUAUACAAGUGAAUCUUCCUUUUAAAAAUACACUGCUGAGGCCUAGGAACAGUGCAACGCACACUGGGCUUUAACAGAAGGUUGACUAGAUAGCUGAGAAAGAACAAAAACUGUUUUAAAACUAAUAAAAUCAAACUGUUAAUAGUGCAAAGCACUUACACUGCCAUGUAACACUAUACCAUUCACUUAAUGAUACACAUUAAAAUAAUUCCUGACACACUGGUUUUAUGUGGUGAUAUUUGAAAGAGAGUCAUUAAGUUCCCUGUGCUAACCGUUCCCUUUUCGCUCAGUUGGGACUAUUUUGUUUGCUCUCCCUCUACCCAUCUGCUUUUCCAUCCUGACGCGACCUUGUUGUUUCAUAAUACUACUGAUGCUGUUGUUCAUCAUCUUUUGCAGUCUUUUUACACUCCAGGCCCUAGCAAUUUGUCCGAGUCGAUGAUAUGGCAAAAGCAGUACAUUUAAGUUCAGGUAGCUUCUGAGAAGAAAAAAAUUCUCAAUUUCUUCUUAAGUAAUUUUUCCUUGUCCUCCCUAGGCUCUUUUGUUACUACUACACAUCUUCUGAAUGCUGCUUUGCUCUUUAUUUUUCCACUCUGUGUCAGCAAGACGGAGAGUGAAAUGUUCCCCUCCCCAUAUUCUGCCUGCUGCUGCGAUGUUUGGGAUUGAAUCCCGUCCUGAAUGGCUUAGGUGGAGUAGGAAUGGAGUCUUCUGGCUCUUGAACUGAAUCUAACGCUGAGUCUACAUUCACUGUGAGAUGUUACAGCGUAGAGGCAGAAGCUGCUUUGUACUCAUCCCAUGCCCAAAAGACAAGAUACUGCUUUGCCAUAAUAACUGUCUAUGGUACCUUCAACUUUUAACUUCACCUGUUUGGUAUUAUGGUCCGUACUGGAUGCUUGAAUUUGAACACUGAUCAGUAUUUAAUCAGAUAGACCCCGGGAAAGUUAUAGAAGUUAGGAAUUGAUUUUGUUUCUUUGUAGUUCAAUAUUUUGUUUGGUGUGAAUAAGCUUAGAGAUUCAAGUACAGAAAAAAAUACUGAAGCUACAGGUGAGGUCUGAUUUCUUUAUAAACAUCAUCUCUUUAUUUACACCACUGCCGGAUAUCUGAAGCGGCACAACUGUCUCGCUCUAUUUUUAUGUCGGAAGCCUCAAUAUUGUUCCAAAUAAGAAUGUUAGUAUUCUGCUAGUAUUGCUGAAUUCCUACAAGCUUUGAUGGGAUUUCAGAAAACGCUUCCACAAUCUGACAGCUAUGGCUUGAGAAUGUCUCCCUAAAACCAUUAGACUCACAAAUCCUUGACCUUGUAUAAUUAUCGCAGCAAAAGAUGGUGCAGGCUUGUUAUGUGAGCUGUGUCUGUAAGAAGUUUUUAACCUUUUUAAUUUAUAGCUGGCUUUCCUUUCUCUGAGAAAGGCUUGUGAUUUCCUUAGAGGUGAAAUAAUUUUCUUCUGCUAGUAGUUCAACCACUGCAACCAUGUGGGUGUUUGUGAAGCACUUCUCUGGCCCUGUGAAGUGCAAGCGAGCUGUCCUGUCCUUUUUAUGCUACUGUAGUAUCUCUGUCCUCUAGAUGGCAAAAACAAGCCAAUAGCAAGUUUCUAGUAUCAACCUGGCAGCAGUGGCCAUCGGUCGUCCUUGGUUCAAAAUGCCCUUUUUCUCUUGGGAAUCUAUCACCAACCUCGCUUUCAAAGCAAAUUGUGCCCGAGCCUCCAACCAUCUGUACUGCAGAUCCAGGAACCAGCUGCCGUCCCUGGAAGAUGAACUGCAGCUUAUCCCAGGAGCGGGUCCCGUACAGCAGCAGCCAUUAGCUGGGCGUUUGCGGACGGUUGGUUUUCCUGCUGCGCGGGGGCAGGACGUUAAGCUGCAAGUCACUUCUUUCCUCAUGGAAGUAAUUGGAACAGUUCUUUAACGGCAUUAGUCCGCAUUGCUGUUUCUGUGACCAGAUAACUGGGGAUGAACCCCUUAUGCUGCUGAGGUGUUGGAACAAUGCAGGCGUGUAGUAAGGAAGUGAACUAGAAGUAAUUUGUCUGAGUCAGACUUUUCGGAUAAGUAAGUUACACUCCCUGCCCUCCCCCAGUGCAUUGUGUGGGGAAUUGAGUCUCCUGUUUGUGUUCCUUUUUUAUUAGCAUUAAAACCAAAAGAAAUAAAGAGGCAGUUGGGAAGCCACCUGCGAAUCAGCCAAAUGCUUAAGAAUCACAAAGAAGUGCCAUUUUCUCCCCCCCAGCCCUGAUCAGUUUAGAAUUUUAAGAUGAACGUGGUUUUGUUUGUCUACAUCAACUUUAUUUUACCUUGUUAUUUCUUCCUUAGCACCUGACUGUGACAUGCUGAAUGCCUCUAAAGAGGAGCAGAGUGUCUCAAUGCUUAGCUCAGUUCAUCAAAAAUUAGGAUUUCUGGAUAAAAUUGAAGUGUUAUUUAUUAUUUUUAAAUUAUGCUGCUCCUUUCAGAUUUUAAGCCUCUUUUACAGGCAGUUUUAAAGGUUAAUGAUUCAAACUGAUCAAAAGUUUUCAGCAAGCGUUGAAUAGCAGACUGCCUAUACUGAGCUAUUAAUCAUUUAUUUUUAUGAAAGAACAAAGCAAGCUCAGGGUUAUUUACUGUCGCUGCAUGCUGCCCUAGCAUACCCACUGUGCUUCACUUCUCUUUGGAGGACAGCUCGUGUGCUAGCGCUGGCUGUCAGGAUUGCUGAAGAACCGUUUCUGGGACAAUUACAUUGCUUAACAAAGGUGAAAAUUAAAUGGGCGCAUGACAUUUGGUUUUGGUGAGGUUUUCUGUACUGUGCUUGAUCCUUUCAGUUAAGGGUAGGAUAUUUCUGAAAGGAAAACUUGUGCUUGUCCAGUUAGUGCCACAGAGAAGUGCUUACGGCUGCUGGAAGGUGUGAACCCGUGUUCGCAGCCUGAUGGCAUGCUUUGUCCCGGUUACCCUCUGUGUGUCUGGGCAAUAACCACCCCUGCUCCGGACAGUUGGGUCAGGAGGCAGAGGCUGCAGAAGAGCUUUGAUAUUGGUGCUGUGAGACUUUCUUGCCCUGGUAGAGUAGUUCAAGCUCUGCUUUAAACCAAGCUGAGUGGGGAACGGAAGUACGGGGAUGAUCUCUGGCUGCUGAAGUAGACCAAAAAACCAGGUGUCCAUGGGGAACCCCCGUGACUGCAGAGGGUUCCCUGUGCACGCGAAGCUCCGCAGCCAGCUGGGAGCCGUCGUGGACGGCUGGUGCUAGUGGAGUAACCAGAAAACCCCAUGCAGAUAGCCUCACACAGAAGAAACUGCUGUGACUCAAGCUCAUUUUUACUGCAUCAGCACAAAUACGACCUUUGGUUAAUACCCCGAGCCACAUGCUGUUUCCCAUUUGUCAGGUUGUGUUUGCCUUCUGGGAUCGUGCCAACCUGAGCAGAAUGUGUUCGGUUUUCUGAUGCUGGUUUUGAAAUCCAGCAGAUAAGGGAGGAGAGAAAAUAAGGCGUAAUGCUGUCCAGCGUAAUGUCUGUCUGCCUCUGUUAAUAUUUUAGGGGUGCUAAUCUUGAAUUUUCAACCUGUGUGUUCAUACCAGAUUGUUGGAGGAGGUGACUUUUUUUCUUCACUUAGAAUUUUCAUCUGUCUCGUGUCCUUAUGAGACUGGUGAUGAGGAAGGGGAAAACAAAUUAAAU
Messenger RNA from Gavia stellata (red-throated loon), 5312 nucleotides. It is a transcript of the gene PXMP4, whose product is annotated as peroxisomal membrane protein 4. The record is from RefSeq and is a predicted model, not a curated record. The transcript is spliced from 4 exons. Gene Ontology annotation, cellular component: peroxisomal membrane. The coding region runs from base 1 to 645 and encodes 214 amino acids. NCBI's taxonomy places the organism in Eukaryota, Metazoa, Chordata, Aves, Gaviiformes, Gaviidae.